AUGGGCAGAGCCCCGAUGCCACAGCAUGACGCCGGGAAAAGGGAGCUCCCACCUCAGGGCCCCCCCUGGAGAGCAGGGGGUCCUGCCACGCUGAGGGUCCUGAUCCUCGCCCUGCUCUGGAGGGGGUCCCUGGCCCAACAGGCUGGAUUUACCCUGACGGUGCCGCAGUCAGUGUCGGUGCAGGAGGGUCUCUGUGUUCUCAUCCCCUGCACCUUCACGUACCCAGCCUCCUACGACACUAAGAAUUCCUCAGCCCGGCUCUACAGAUACUGGUACAAGGAUCAGGCCCAGAUGAGCCGGAAUCCACCUGUGGCCAGCAGUGACCCCAGCCGGGGGGUGUCGCAGGAGACCCAGGGCCGGUUCCAGCUGGCGGAGAAUCCAGCUCGUGGCGACUGCUCCCUGCAAAUCAACGACGCCCGACGGACGGAUGCGGGGAGAUAUGUCCUUAGAGUCGAGGGAGUCUUUAGCUACAAUUACCUCUCCACUACCGAUGGCACUGACCUUACGCUCACGAUCUCGGUGCCACGGCUGACGGAGGAGCCAGAGAUCCAGAUCUCGCUGGGGCGGGGGCUGCCAGGGACGCUGCUGGCUGGGGAGCCGGUGACUGUGACGUGCACGGCCCCUGGGCGCUGCUCCGGGUCCCCUCCCCGAGUCACCUGGACGGGGCCAUUCAGCGACACAGCCCAGAAUGUCUCAGCCCAGCUGGCGAACGGCACCUGGGCCCACAGCUCCACGCUCAGCUUCACACCCGGCCCGGGGGACCACGGCAAAGAGCUCGUCUGCAACGUCACCUACAGGCCACCACAGGGACCUUCCACCCACAGAACCGUCCGGCUCCACGUCGGCUUGACCCCCCCGGUGCUGUCCAGCCCCCCUGAUCUCCCCUGUCUGGUUUGUGUUACAGACCCGCCCAGGCCCCCCAACAUCACCGGGACCCUGACCAGGAACGGACGCCCCGUGCCAGAUGUGUGGGGAGCUGAGGGCGACGUCAUGUCUCUGAAGACCCAGGAGGGCGACUCCCUGAGCCUGAGCUGUGAGGCUGGGAGCAGACCCAAGGCCACCCUGAGCUGGGCCAAGGGGAACGAGUCCCUGAGCCCUGGCCAGAGAGGGGCCGGGCUCCUGGAGCUGCCGAAUCUCAGCAGAGGGGACGCUGGGGAGUAUCGGUGCUGGGCGAAGAAUUCCUAUGGGUCGGCCAGCCGGGCCCUGCGUGUGCACAUGCAGCGUAAGGCUCUAGGGGGCGCCGGGGCGGGGAGUGGGGCACGGGGACUUUCCCCUCUAGGGUGCACUGGCCCUGAUCUGGCCCCGGGCAGGGACUGGCUGGCUCAGGGUGCGAGUGGCUCUGUUUUAUUUCUAUUCUCAGAUCCCAGCACCCUGGUGGCGAACUGGUCACAGCUCUCGGCCCGGGAGGGCGACUCCCUGCGGUUCCUCUGCUCCAUCGCCAGCAGCCCUCCCGCUGCACUGGGCUGGGUGAGGGGGGGCCGAGCCAUCGAGGGUUCCCGCCCCACGGGGGAGAAUCAGCUGCAGCUGGAGCUGCCCAGCGUGACGGCCGAGGACGGGGGGCUCUACGGGUGCUGGGCCCAGAACAAGGAGAGCUCUGCCCAGGGGACGUUCCAGCUGCUCAUCGAGUACAGCCCCCGGCCGGGGACCGGGCUGAACUCGUCCUGCCAGCGCCAGGGGCCCAGCGUCAGCUGCAGCUGCUCACUGCGCUCCCAGCCCCCGCCCCAGCUCCAGUGGCAGGUGGACGGGGAGCCUCUGGCUGGGAACAGCUCACGGGGGGCCCUGCAGGUCAGCUCCUGGGCCCAGGGGGACGAGGCCGUCAGCACCCUGAGCUGGACGGGGAGUGGGGACAGGGGACCCCAGAUCUUCUGCCUCGGCUCCAACCCCCACGGGAGCUACGCCGCCCUGCACUUUGACUUCAGCCCCCUGCAGAGAGGUGCGGAGGAGCCUGUCAAGCUGCUGGGCAUCGGCGCGGCCUGUGGGCUGGGGGUCGCCGUCGGCUUCUUCCUUCUCGGGCUCUGUGUGAUCAAGCUGCGGGGCCGGAAGCCGGCGCCCCCCAGCGCCGAGCCCGUGGAGAUGGCGAACGGGAGCCAGGCUGAGCACACGGCCGACGACGCCAGCCUGAUCUACAGUAACAUCCCCACCCUGCCCAUGGAUCACAAGACUCCAGCCGCCCGCCGGACCAAAGGCAUCCAGGAUGGGGCUGCAGCAGCACAGGCCCCGCUAGGCCCCGGGGAGCUGGACGAGCUGCAUUACGCCUCCAUCGACUUCUCCAAGCUGCAGCCCAAACGGGGGGAGCCUGCGGAGGCCCCCGCCACGGAAUAUUCCGAGGUCCGGCUGAAAUAGCCCCCUCGCGCCAUGGGCCCCCGGGCUGGGCGUAUCUGGCCUGGCCAGUGAGGGAGGGGGUCAAAGUGAGAAAGGGGGAAGGGGAAAGGGGUCAGCCCAGAGCUGGAAACCUGGGUGCAAAUCCCUGCUCUGCCCUGGACUCAGGGCAAAGUCAACUAGACCUUGGAGAUGCUGGAGCGCUGCAUUGUGGGGAGGUAUCCCAGAGUCCCCUGCAGCCGGGUGCCAAAGCCUGCCCCCUCCCAAACCCUACUGCCCCCAGGGGAAAGAGCCUCUCACCCCUCAGCCCCAGAGAGUCUCUCUCCUACCCUGCCUGAGCCCUCACCCACUCGCUUCACAGGAUGGUCACGCUCAGGGGCAGCAGCUGGCAGGAGCUGGGGUGACCGGACAGUAAGUGUGAAAUAUCAGGACGGGGGUGGGGGGUAAUAGGAGCCUAUUCAGCAACUCCUCACUGAACGUCGUCCCGCCCCACGUUGUUUCCAAGUUUCGUCGCUGCUCCGUUAGGGAACGUGCCCCUGUGAAGGCGUCUGCGCCACGCUCCCGUCUAGCGUGGUUUGGCUGCUUUUACAAGGGAGCGCGGCACGAGUUCCUCUUCUCCCCCGCCCCCGCAGCGCUUCCCCUUAAAGCCGGCUGGAGAGAAGCAGCCAUUUGAAGAGGAAGCGUCACUUCUCUCCGGCCGCUGGCUGCGCGGCUGCCCCUGCUCCUCCACGGGCCGGACUCAGGGCCACUUUCCGAAAGGGGCUUCAGAGCUGCAGGCCCGGGG
Mauremys reevesii (Reeves's turtle) is the source of this 3103-nucleotide messenger RNA. Its product is annotated as sialic acid-binding Ig-like lectin 10. The coding region runs from base 1 to 2343 and encodes 780 amino acids. The record is from RefSeq and is a predicted model, not a curated record. The transcript has 10 exons. NCBI's taxonomy places the organism in Eukaryota, Metazoa, Chordata, Testudines, Geoemydidae.